AGCUGCAAUUUCCUCAAAUGAACUCAGGUCGGCGUGAAGUCCAGCUCUCUGCUCCCCAUUAGCUAGCUAUGCUACAAUCCUCAGUCGUCGACAGCCGCUCCGUUAAUUUGUCCCCGGCUGCCAUUCUGUCGCUCCCCGUAUCUCUUCCUCCACCUUGUUCACUCGGCGGAAGGUGUUUUUAUUACGACUUGCUGCGUUCUUUAAAGUAAGAAACUACAACAAAAUAACAUGAACCCAAGCGUACAACCUCUGAUAGUUACUCCUUUCUACUGCGUUGACUCCGUCCGUCAGUGGGGAAGCCGACUGCGCUAUGACGAGAAUGGUUUGGGCGGAGCAGGACGACAGGUCAAAUAAAGGAAGAUCAUCAUGUCAAGCUCCUGUGACACUCUGUACUUCAGUCUGCCUGCCCAUGGAAACUCUGUCCUGCACAAGAUGAAUGCCCUAAGAGAAGACCGUCGGUUCUGUGACAUCACGCUCAUCUUCGGAAGCCCAAACACCUCUGCGGAACAGUGUGUCCACUUCCACGGCCACAGGGUGGUGCUUGCCGCAUCCUCUGAUUUCUUCCGUGAUCAGUUCCUGCUCCAUGAAGACCAGGCAGAGAUGAGUGUGGCUGCAGUUUCCAGCGCAAGAGUGGCAAAGUCGCUGCUGCUGUCCUGCUACACUGGACUUCUCGAGGUACCUUUGGCAGAACUGGUCAGUUACCUGAGCACAGCCAGCAUCCUCCAGAUGAGCGAGGUGGUAGAGAAAUGCAGUCAAGCUGUGUUGCAGUUCCUUAAACCCAUUGUGUUUUACAAUAAACUUCAAAGUUUCUCCAAGGAAACAGAAAACCAGCAGCCAGAGAGAAGCUGGCUAUGUUCCAGUUUUGAAAAUCGGAGGGAAAAGGAUGUGGCCCAGCCCAGCACCAGCAUCCAGGAAGAUAAGACAAAGGAAGAAGGAGUGGUUCUUGGUCAGGCAAUGGAUGGGGUCAGCCAAGAAUCUAAGGUGGAUAAUGAAAAAUCUAAUGUGACUAUAGAAGGCAUGAAGUUUGUGAAACCUAACUUCGAGUCAUCAGAGGAUCAAAAAUUUGAGCUUGACACCUUGAAGUCAGAGCAAGGUGUGGAAAACCCCACAGCAGCUCUCAGUGAUGAAGUUUUUCAAGACCUCAUUUCAUUCCCAGGUUUAGAGAUUGGAAGUGCUGCAGAUCACGUAAAGCUGGUGGACAUCUCCCAAAAACAACACGAACAAGUAGGACAUGAAGAAAAACAAGAUAAAAACGUUUAUGCACACAAAGGUCAACUGGAACAUGGUGGAGACCUGAUAGAUUCCAAAAUAUCUAACCUCUCCGAGGCACAGUCGACAAAGACUGGUGAAGAUGUACUACUAGAGGCUUCACACAGCGUCCAAGUUGAGAGACCCUACCUGUGCAGAAAGUGUGACAAAAUCUUCCAGCACCUUGAAAACUACAUGGGCCACCUGAAGGAACACAGACAGUAUUCCUGUUUGGUCUGUGGGGAGGGCUUUUCCCAGAAGAGCAAACUGACCCGGCACAUACGUAUUCAUCCUGAUGUCAAGCCCUUCAGGUGUCCACUGUGCCAUGAAACAUUCAUCCAAAAGGGUUGGCUGCAAGAACACCUCAACCUGCACACAGGGCACAAGCAUAGUCUGAAUCCAACAAACAAGUCAGAUUUUACAGGCCUAAAGGGAGAGAAAAAUGGCCUGACAGAUGUGCUGGAGAAGAGUGGAGGAGCAAGUUAGGAGCAAUGUGAUCAUUGCUGUUUGUUCUGGCUGCUUGUAUCUUUUUUUUUUUUUGUCUUUUUUGGAAAUCUGGUCCCAACUUCAGUUGUAGGAAAAACAUGCACAUGCAAAAAGACAGAUUUUUUUUGAGGGACUGAAAAAAAAAUGUGUAAAAUAUUAUAUAAGAUUCCAAAGAUGAAAAGAGUGUGCCUCAUAUCUCAGAGGAUGUUCCAUGCUAGAUAUAUUUGGUCAAGGUUAUUUUAAUUUAGUUGUGAAUUCUUUGGUGUUCAAAAUGAGCAAGAUUGCCUAUUGGCUCUGUGCCUGAUGUCUCAAAAUAUUUUAUUCAUUCAAUAUGCAUAGUCCUAAAUUAUGCUGUUUAAAUUCAAAUACAUUGCACACCAUUCAUUUGUGCAUGUUCUACUAAUAAACCUUGAUGAGCUCCUUAUUGUCUUUUGUUAUAUUUUUUAAUUUAAAUUAAAGUUUUUCACUGGUUAGUCAUUGUAAAAUGCAGCAAAUGUACAAACUGUGUGGUUACAUUUUUAUACAAGUCUGUCUUAGCUUUUUUUAUUCUUUAAUUAAGGUUGUUGGGAGGAGAGAGGGUUCAUCACAGCAGAUAGACUGCAGCUCCAACUAGGAGUUGUUGGGUGGAAAAUGAGGCGCAUGGUGAGAUCAAUUCCUUUUGCGUGCUACCUCGGGAGAUUAAUGGAUUUCUCAAACAUGCAUAAAAGAAACAAAUCAAUACUCCAGGUAUGUUUUUGAUGAGGGAAUAUAAAUAAAUAUGUCUUUCACCAUGCUGCCUCUUUUACUUGGCUUGGGAAGACGAAACCCCAAGAAUCCGCCUCCCUGAGUCUCACUUCAACUUUAAUUUAGACUGGAGAUUAUUUAACCACACAGCCGUUUUUAAAUUGCUGAUAUGCCAAGUAAAACUGGAGUUAUGCUAAAAUAAUUUAGCUAUCUCUUUUUUC
Molecule: messenger RNA, 2678 nt
Organism: Gambusia affinis (western mosquitofish)
Lineage: Eukaryota; Metazoa; Chordata; Actinopteri; Cyprinodontiformes; Poeciliidae
Product: zinc finger and BTB domain-containing protein 26-like
Exons: 3
Coding region: 367-1734 (455 amino acids)
Biological process (GO): regulation of transcription by RNA polymerase II
Cellular component (GO): nucleus
Molecular function (GO): DNA-binding transcription factor activity, RNA polymerase II-specific; RNA polymerase II cis-regulatory region sequence-specific DNA binding; protein binding
Source: RefSeq, a predicted model, not a curated record